This is a messenger RNA of Botrytis byssoidea, 432 nucleotides long. RefSeq lists its product as uncharacterized. The transcript is spliced from 3 exons. Lineage: Eukaryota; Fungi; Ascomycota; Leotiomycetes; Helotiales; Sclerotiniaceae. The record is from RefSeq and is a predicted model, not a curated record. Bases 1 to 432 code for a protein of 143 amino acids.
AUGUCAGAUCUUCAAGCAGAUCAUGAUCUUUGGUAUAAAAUUCAUGUUCUCCUCCACGACCUGCACAACAUCGCCAACGAUCACGCAGCCCAGGCACGAACUCAGAAUACAACUGAUGAACUCUAUAUCGGUGGACCUUAUUUUACGUUGGAGGAAGCUUCUCGGAUUAAAGGUACGAUAGUGUCUUCACCAAUAUUGACUGAAACACCGGAGUUUGAAGAGCUCGAGUCUGAGGGAGACUUGGAGCAUCAUGCAAGUGGUGAUGCACGACCAUGUGGUCCUCAUGAUAUGGGACCGAUUUAUAGGGCAAUUUUCAUGGUAUCGAAAGAGAAAUUGAAGGAUGGAAAGUUCUUCGGGAGAUUAAGACGUGCUGGCCUCAGCGAACCUAGAAAUAAUGCGACUGGCAAUGUUGGGAACAACAAGAAAAAGUAG